CUCAUGCAUUGGGAGACUGAACUUCAGAGAGAGCAAGGGGGGCAUGCCUGCUCAACACUACUGACUGCAAGUUAUGAAUUCAUGACAAGAUACUUGAACAAAACGAGUUAUUACAGUACAUUUAAAGCAUAUCUUGUUCAAUCAUCUUUGUCUUGGAACCUAUCUCUUCAUUUUUCAAAUGAGUGCCACGAGGUACCUCCACGUAUUAAAUUCAUCAGCAAUGCCGGUUCCUGUUAUGCCUGGAGACAUUGCUAUGCGCAUGUACAUCACACACUCACCACCUCUCCGUAGCUUCCUCAGUUCCCAUGAGGACUUGAGGGCCAGGAACCGGGCAAACCACUACAAACCCCUACAGCCCUGCAUCAGCUCCCAGAGGCCCCUGGAGGGCCCCAGUCUGGUCUGGAAGAGCCCCAAGACAACCAUGAAGACCUCAAAGGGCAAGAAGAGAGUGGUCUUCGCCGACUCCAAAGGCAUGUCCCUCACAGCCAUCCACGUCUUUUCAAAGUUUGAUGAGGAGCCUGCGCUGUCCAACUUUCAAUUUGACCUCAUAGACCUGGAGAAUGCCACCAUGGAGCUGAAGAUCAGCACCAAGCGAAGCCUGGCGCUGGACUUUCCCCAACCCGCUGCAGACUAUCUGGCCUUCCGGAACCGGCUGUUGAAGAAUUCUGUGUGCCUGGAAAACUGCACACUGCAGGAUAAGUCACUCACGGGCACCGUGAAAGUCCGAAACCUUGGCUUUGAGAAAUCUGUCCAUGUCCGGGUAACUGUUGACUCAUGGAAAACCUACACAGAUAUUGACUGCACCUUUAUGAACAAUGUCUACAGUUGCCAGGACACAGACACAUUCGCCUUUGUCUUCAAACUGCCCCGUUACGUACCUCCAUAUAACAGAGUCGAAUUCUGCAUAUGCUUCAAAAGCAAAGACCAGGUUUUCUGGGACAAUAAUGACGGGAAAAACUACAUUCUCAAACCAAUUGGGUGGAAUGGAGAUGAUGUGAAAACAAUGCCCAAAACCCCCGUUGAGCGUAAGAAACCAGAAGAGCACAAGAACUCCAGUAAACUACUGGAGAUGGGGUUUGACCAGUUUGGAAGUCCCCACUCAUCAAGUGGACUCUUUCCUGGGUUGCAAAGCUGGGGCCGAAUUGAGAAUGGUGCCAACUACUGGUGAAAUUAGGGAAGACUUUCAGCUACAGUGAAGAGUUAUAAUAGGGAUAGACUUGGAGCAGAGGGAUAGCAGUACUAGUGACAUAACUUAUCUUAAAAUGUCAAACGCUGCUUUGAAUGCAAUGAAGCACAUCAAGAAAUAAAAAGUGUAUGGAAAUAUGGACCAUGGCUAGUUUCUACUGCUAUUUGGUUACCAUAGAGAUACUUUCUUAAUAUGAUCAGAGAGAUGGAGGCAAUUGAUUUUAUUUUUUAUUUUACAUGUGAUUCUUGUGUAAAGUAAGUUAGUGCCUUCUCAAUAUCCUUCUUGUUAUAAAACAAAUUGAUUGAGCUGAACUUCCUGAUUUCCAUACAUACAGUAUGUGGUGGGAUCGGACCAAUGGGAUGUCCUUCAUAUUGAAGGGUAAGAGUGGUAUCAUCCAUCUGUGAAAAAAUAAAAUACAAAUGUAUAUGAAUUUCUCAGUAAAUAAGGAAAAUUAUAAAAUGCACCUUCAAUAUUCCUUUGUACCUUCAAAAUAUAUGUUUUUAAUGAAGACUCGUGUCAUUUGAUUUCUCAACAUUGCUGUCUCAUGUAUCUCUUUUCAAAUGCUUAUUAUUGUAUUUGAUGCAAUGUGAAGUUGUAUUGAUAAGAUACAAUCAGGAAAUGUAAUUAUCACGGGCUGUUGUCUCAUACAGGAGUUAAUGCUGGUAUGCUUUUCUUUCUCAAUAAGUUCCAUGAUAAUGUUAAGUCAGUAUUACAGAACUGUGCCUUGUGGUGGACCUAUUCUAUGUUUAACUGGGCUCUAUGAAUGGUGAUUGUUCUUAUUUCUAUAAGUGUAAUUCCGGUGUGAGUGUUGAGCAGUGGUGUGGCUGAAGUAUGUAUGCACACUAUUUUAUAUUAUUACUGUGAAAAAAAGUUUGGUUAUUGUGCUCUUGAAUGUGUGCUAAAAGUGUAUGUGAUCCUUUUAGAAAUAAAAUGUUAUAUUGUACAAAACA
Oncorhynchus masou masou (cherry salmon) is the source of this 2136-nucleotide messenger RNA. RefSeq names its product protein phosphatase 1 regulatory subunit 3C-B-like. Gene Ontology annotation, molecular function: glycogen binding; protein phosphatase 1 binding. Gene Ontology annotation, cellular component: protein phosphatase type 1 complex. Bases 179 to 1168 code for a protein of 329 amino acids. The transcript has 2 exons. The record is from RefSeq and is a predicted model, not a curated record. Lineage: Eukaryota; Metazoa; Chordata; Actinopteri; Salmoniformes; Salmonidae. Gene Ontology annotation, biological process: regulation of glycogen biosynthetic process.